Molecule: messenger RNA, 1416 nt
Organism: Marmota monax (woodchuck)
Lineage: Eukaryota; Metazoa; Chordata; Mammalia; Rodentia; Sciuridae
Gene: Dlx3
Product: distal-less homeobox 3
Exons: 3
Coding region: 245-1108 (287 amino acids)
Biological process (GO): embryo development; regulation of transcription by RNA polymerase II; epithelial cell differentiation
Molecular function (GO): RNA polymerase II cis-regulatory region sequence-specific DNA binding; DNA-binding transcription factor activity, RNA polymerase II-specific
Source: RefSeq, a predicted model, not a curated record
GCGGAGCUGGCAGCAUUUGACUCUGGCUUGGGACGCGAAGAGAGUCGCUCAGCGAAAGCCCGACUGACUGGCGAUGGUCUGAGCGCCCCUCGGCCACCCCCUCCCCCGAGACGCGACCCGGCCCUCCCCUCGCCUUGUGGACACACACACACGCAGCCUGGUCUCCUCCGACUUCUCAGAGCUCCUCUCCACUUCGGCGCUCCUCGGCGGAGGCCAGCCCGGAGGAGGUGCGGCGCCCGCCAGCAUGAGUGGCUCCUUCGAUCGCAAACUCAGCAGCAUCCUCACAGAUAUCUCCAGCUCGCUUAGCUGCCAUGCGGGCUCCAAGGACUCGCCCACCCUGCCCGAGUCUUCCGUCACGGACCUGGGCUACUACAGCGCUCCCCAGCACGACUACUACUCAGGCCAGCCUUAUGGCCAGACCGUGAACCCCUACACUUACCACCACCAGUUCAAUCUCAAUGGGCUCGCGGGCACUGGCGCUUACUCGCCCAAGUCGGAAUAUACCUAUGGAACCUCCUACCGGCAAUACGGACCGUACCGGGAGCAGCCGCUGCCUGCCCAGGACCCAGUGUCGGUGAAAGAGGAGCCCGAAGCCGAGGUGCGCAUGGUGAACGGGAAGCCCAAGAAGGUCCGAAAGCCGCGCACCAUCUACUCCAGCUACCAACUGGCCGCCCUGCAGCGUCGCUUCCAGAAGGCCCAGUACCUGGCGCUGCCCGAGCGCGCAGAGCUGGCCGCGCAGCUGGGCCUCACGCAGACACAGGUGAAAAUCUGGUUCCAGAACCGUCGAUCCAAGUUCAAGAAGCUCUACAAGAAUGGGGAGGUGCCCCUCGAACACAGUCCCAACAACAGCGAUUCCAUGGCCUGCAACUCACCACCAUCGCCAGCCCUCUGGGACACCUCUUCCCACUCAGCUCCAGCCACUGCCCGCAGUCAGCUACCCCCACCGCUCCCAUAUAGUGCCUCCCCCAGCUACCUGGACGACCCUACCAACUCCUGGUACCACGCACAGAACCUGAGUGGACCCCACUUACAGCAGCAGCCGCCUCAGCCAGCCACCCUGCACCAUGCUUCCCCUGGGCCCCCGCCCAAUCCUGGGGCUGUGUACUGAACACCCAUCUGGCUUGCACCCCCACCGAAGGACCCCCGGGACCAGGCAGAAGGUGCCUCCGUCCUAGCCGACACUCAGGAAUCAUGGAGGAGCUAGGGGCAAAGCCCCUGUUUCCCCCGCCCCUUCUUCCAGGAAACAAGAACUUCCAGUGAAAUUUGCAUGGACCAAGGAUGUCCCCUGAACUUCCCUCUCCUGCUUAGAACUGGGAUACCCCUGCAGAUAUUGGGGCAUUCCACCCCUGGAGGGACUGUGGUUUCCCUUUUGCUCCUGGAGCCUGGAUUGGCUCUAAAUGGCUCAUCACCGCCACC